CAAAGAAUUUAUAAAUAGAAAGUAAAAAAUAGAUAGCAGCUUCAACGGCUCUUUUAAAACGGUAAUAAAUGGCUAUUUUAAAAUGGCUAUAUUAUUUACUGUACAAAUACUAAUUUUCAUCUUCAAUAAUUCUCAUCUUGAAAUUUACUAGAAUCAACCUCCCAAGAAUAUUAUUGAACAAAAAAAAAAAAAAUACUUAAAAAUAUUACAAAUUACAAUGGGUUUGCUUAAAGCUAAUAAAGGCCUAAUUUGCAAACCCAAGUCAAAAUUUGGGCUGCCCACAUGUUUGGCCCUUUUCGUGAUAGUUUUAAAAAAAGAGAGAAUCCCGCUCAACUCUCAUUUCGAACACUCUUUCUCUCUCUAAAACUCACUUUCUCUCUCUAGACGCCCGGCGGAGUUAUCACAGAGCGCGAGAGAUAUGGCGACAAACAUUGGAAUGAUGGACUCAGCUUACUUCGUUGGCAGAUCAGAGAUAUUGGCAUGGAUCAACUCAACCCUCCAACUCAAUCUCUCCAAAGUCGAAGAGGCAUGUUCUGGUGCCGUACACUGCCAGCUGAUGGAUGCGAUUCAUCCUGGAAUUGUAUCAAUGCAUAAAGUCAACUUUGAGGCCAAGAACGAGUAUGAAAUGAUACAGAACUACAAGGUUCUCCAAGACGUUUUCAAUAAACUCAAGAUCACCAAGCAUAUAGAGGUGAACAAGCUAGUGAAAGGAAGGGCCCUAGAUAAUCUGGAGUUCAUGCAAUGGAUGAAGCGAUACUACGAUUCUGUUAGCGGAGGUGCUCUCCACAGUUACAAUCCUUUGGAAAGAAGAGAGGCUUGCAAAGGAGGAAAAGACGUGGCCAGGAAAUCUGCAUCAUCACAAUCUUCAACCAAGUCUUCAACAGCUGUCCACAAAACUCAGUCCUCUCACAAUGCUCGUAAGAAUGAUGCAUCUUCUGUAAACACUACAAAUCAGUCUGCUAAGGCCUCUAAACCUUCUAGUGGAGGGGCUGAAUAUGAACAACAGAUCACAGAAUUGAAGCUGUCAGUGGAUAGUCUAGAGAAAGAGAGGGACUUCUACUUUGCUAAGUUGAGGGAUGUUGAGAUCUUGUGCCAAUAUCCCGAAAUUGAAAGUCUACCGGUUGUUGAAGCAAUAAAGAGGAUAUUGUAUGCUACGGAUGAUAAUGCAUCAGCAGUGGCAGAAGCUCAAGCAAUGAUAUCCCAGCAGAGGAAGACAGCAGAGCCAUUGAGUCCUGUUUCUGAGGUGCUAGAAGACAGACCAAAGACAGAUACUCAGAAGAGGAAAAAUAUUAUCAAUGUUGAUGUUGAUGCUGUUGCCAGCACUAUAUUAUCUCCAAGGAAAAGGAUUUCUGAUGCUUCUGAUGUCCACUGCAAUGGAUCGCCCCUUAUGACUUGCUGAUCAUCUCCAAAUUUUGAGCCAUGGUUGUGUGAUUCUAUCUGGUUAAUAGAAUGAUUUUGUGUCACCAUCUUGCCGUUUAUCUGCGUUCCUAGUUGAUGUGUCAAAACCAGUUUGGCCAUGUUGUUGCAGCGUCAUGGGAUAUAGUCAUAAGCCAAAAAGGUUUAGCGUGCAUCCUGCUUUUUUGAUGUCCUCUACGAGGUAUGAUGAUACGAUAUCUCUUCACUUCAAGGCUACUUUCAGUUUGUUUUCGUGUUGUGAGAGGUUCAAGGGAGUUUAUGGAGUUGCUCUAUUAGGGCACCAGCAUAUCUAUACAAUUUUAAAGCCGUACUGUAUACUUCAAUACAAUCAUACACACCGCCCAGUAACUUGGAUUAUAGGAACUGGAUUGAUGAACUUAUUAUGUUUCCCCCUUUUCUUCUUUACUGCUGUUCUCCUAUAAUGAUUGAGCCUCUCUAUUCAUAUAUUUACGUUUGACAAUGUUAUAUAGCAGCCAUAUAUUAUUGUAAGCUGAUUUAUGAUUUAUAUGAUGGCACUUGUAAAAUGGUUACAAGUUACCUAUAUUAAUCUUCUUUUAUUUACAGUGAUUGGUAAUAUAUUUUUCAUUCUCUGCCCUUAUAGCUAGAGAGGUGUGAAAAGCUGUGUUAAACUAAAAUGCCUAUUGAAGGUCAUUGGCAUGAAAUCCAAACACAUUGAAGAUUAUGAUAAUUGGUUGUACAUUUUUUUGGUGCUUUCAA
Messenger RNA from Cornus florida, 2133 nucleotides. Its product is annotated as microtubule-associated protein RP/EB family member 1C-like. The record is from RefSeq and is a predicted model, not a curated record. The transcript is spliced from 6 exons. Gene Ontology annotation, cellular component: microtubule organizing center; spindle midzone; microtubule plus-end. Lineage: Eukaryota; Viridiplantae; Streptophyta; Magnoliopsida; Cornales; Cornaceae. The coding region runs from base 419 to 1399 and encodes 326 amino acids. Gene Ontology annotation, molecular function: microtubule plus-end binding. Gene Ontology annotation, biological process: thigmotropism; regulation of microtubule polymerization or depolymerization; spindle assembly.